Naegleria lovaniensis is the source of this 1578-nucleotide messenger RNA. RefSeq lists its product as uncharacterized. The transcript has a single exon. Gene Ontology annotation, molecular function: ATP binding. The record is from RefSeq and is a predicted model, not a curated record. Lineage: Eukaryota; Heterolobosea; Eutetramitea; Acrasida; Naegleriidae. Bases 1 to 1578 code for a protein of 525 amino acids.
AUGAUUAGAAAUUUAAACCGAUCCUUUUCUCUAUUUUCGAGAGGCAAGAAUAUUCAGUAUCAUCGAUGUGCAACCACAGCAGUUGCUGAUAAUCUCACUCCCAAAGUAUCAUUAAUUCGUUAUUUAUUACAACAGCCUCAGCAUGAACGAAGAUUUCAUACUUGUAUCCGGCUGGGUGUUACGAAUGGCCAAUCGGAUCGUUCAUCAUCUCCACCACCACCGAAUACGACCACACCAAGUACCACUUCUAUCAAUGUAAAUACUACAACUGCCACCAAUCAACAAGAAAAAAGCACCUCGCGAAAAGACGAGACAGAACCAAGGCUUUCCUUUCUAGCGCUUGAUGCUACAUCCUUGAAACAUUUACUUUCCAAUCAAAAUAUUGGAGAAGCCCUAAAAGAAACUCAACAAAAAGUUUCUAGGUGGACCCGAGCAUUCAGAUCAUUGAUGCAAAACACUUGGAUUUUUAAGUUAGCAACUGUGUUGUUGGUUUUGUUGGUGCUGGUUGUGGAGGAAUAUAUGAAAUUGUCAAGAGUGCAAGAAGAAUUCAAAACUAACGUUACAGAUGACGAUAUGGCGCAUUUUGCUGAAGCUAUUGAGAGAAAAAAAGAGGAGGAAGAGUUGCUGAACUUUGCAGUACAUUCAUUAAAUCAAUAUGCAAUGAUCAUUGGAGAAAGUGGAAGUGGUAAAUCUGAAAUUGUGAAUCGACUAGUUUACAAAGCACGUAAACAAGGUAUUCCAGUUUUUUAUUCGGCAGCUACUGAACGACAAUACGAGGCACGAUUGAAAAGCGAAUUAGGAUAUUUCACCUUAAUUAAUUCCUUCUUUCACUAUGUCAAAAAGUUACUGAAUGUUGAUUCUUCACAUGAUAUCUUGUCAGAUUUAGAAAAAGUGGGAAUUGAAAUCAAAAAAAAAACUGGAAAACGACCCCUUAUGGUGAUUGAUAAUGCUCAUCGAUUAAAUACCAAUGACGAAGGGAAACAAUUUUUUAGAAAUCUUCAAGAACUUGCUAAAAAGAUGGCUGACAGUGAAGCAUUGAAUUGUAUUUUUGUGAUCACAACAGAUGGAGACAAGAGUGUGUGUACCGUGUCUGAAUUCAGUAGUAGACUUCGAGUAUAUGAAAUUGGUGAAAUGACAAGGGAAGAAGCAAAAGGAUUUUUGAGAAAAAAGUUUAAUGUUACUGAUCCACAAGAAAUGGAACGCAUCUUCUCUGUGACUGGUUACAUUCCAAAGUAUCUAAAUCAGUAUAACCAAUUAUACCAAGUAGAUUUAGCUAUAACAGAAAAGUUUAUUCAUUCAGGAGUAGAUCCUCUUUUUAACAAGGCAUUUCAAGAUGUGGCAAGACAUAUUUUACAGCAUGGAUCUAUUGACGUUCAUGAUUUUGAAUCUUUGACGCCAUCAUCAGAAGUGGUCAAAGAAUGUGGAUACAAUUGUGCUGUUACAGAAUUUGUCCCCAAUCCUGUUCGAAAACUCUUAGAAAGCAAUGUAAUUUUUAGAAGAACCGGUAGAACCGUCACUUUCAAGAAUACAGCCAUUCAGAAUUAUGUCAAGCAUACAUUAGCCAAGCUUGAAAAGUAA